This is a messenger RNA of Centropristis striata (black sea bass), 923 nucleotides long. RefSeq names its product coiled-coil domain containing 169 (gene ccdc169). The record is from RefSeq and is a predicted model, not a curated record. Lineage: Eukaryota; Metazoa; Chordata; Actinopteri; Perciformes; Serranidae. The coding region runs from base 16 to 780 and encodes 254 amino acids. The transcript has 8 exons.
UGCAGAAACAGAAACAUGACUGCAGACAGCGACUACAGCAGAUACGAUCUGGCUCGUCUGCAGGCAGAACUGGAGCAAGAGAGGGAGAUGAAAGAAAUGCUGCAGGAGUCAGUGUGUGACCUGAGGAGCACCAUGUGUGAGCUGCAGGAGAGGCUGCACGGUGUGGAUGGGCAAGGAAACGAGUGGAAGACGAGGUAUGAGACCCAGAUUGAGCUGAACGGACAGCUGGAGAGACAGAUGUCCCUCAUUCAUGAGAGACUAGAAGACCUGAGAGGAAACCCCAUGGAUCGAUUGGCCUCGAUCAGAACUUAUGAUGACAUGCCUGUUGAAACACUGAGGCAGCGUCUGAAGCUCCUGACUGGAGAAAAGUCUGAGCUCCAGAGUCAGCUGAUGGACUGUCAGAGCGCCAUGGAACAGGAGGGGAAGGCAUUUCAUAAAACCAAUGAUGAGAGGCGGGCAUACCUUUCAGAGAUUGCUAAGCUGUCCUCCACGCUGGAAGCCCAAAGACGACAGCACUCGAUGCAGCCACAGGGGGCAGCAGGGAGCAAACAGAGGAGAGGGAGGCAGACCAGCAGGAAGGCAGAGGCUGAUUCUAAGAAAGAGAGAGAAGAAGAUGGAGGAGGAGUGCGUGUGAAAGGAGGAGGAGGAGGAGGAGGAGGAGGAGGAGGAGGAGGAGGAGGAGGAGGAGGAGGAGGAGCAGCAGAGAGAAGAGAAGAUAAGAAAUCCCAAAGGGGAAGCAGGUUACCCACCCUCAAGUACUACCUGAAACAUAAUCCCUGACCUAAACCUGGUGUUAAGCCUUUAAAAGAGGUAAUAUCUCCUCUGGGGAGGCUGAAUUAUGAAGCAGAACAUUUCCAUUUUCUUGUGUUUUUAUAUGCUUCCUACAGCUUUGUUCACAUUUUUAUAAUUUGGGAGGAAACAAU